AUGUCAGCGAAAGAUUACUACGGCAACCAACAACAACAACCACAACAAUACGGAGGAUAUCCUCAGCAAGGAGGAUACGGAGGUCCACAACAAGGUGGAUAUGGUGGACCUCAACAAGGUUAUGGUCAGCAGCAACAAGGUGGUUACUACCCUCCUCCUCCUCAACAAUCUUAUCAACAACCUGGUCGUACCUAUCCCCAACCUCAACCUCAACAAGUAUACGUCCAACAACCUCCUAAAAAAUCAGGUGGAGCAGGUGGUGGAUGUUGUGCAUGUCUCGCUGGUGGUCAGUUACUUUUACACAAUUCCUCUAUGAUCCAUGCUCGACAUCAUCAGACGAAAUCACAAUCGUCGUCCUAA
Kwoniella shivajii is the source of this 360-nucleotide messenger RNA. RefSeq lists its product as uncharacterized. The coding region runs from base 1 to 360 and encodes 119 amino acids. Lineage: Eukaryota; Fungi; Basidiomycota; Tremellomycetes; Tremellales; Cryptococcaceae. The transcript is spliced from 6 exons. The record is from RefSeq and is a predicted model, not a curated record.